UCAGAUUCAUCGCAACUCAACAUCACACACCAAACCGAAAUCUCAAUCGCACUCACAAUGGGUAACGUCAAAACCAAAAAGAUCUCGUCGCUCGACCGAGCCAAGCGAAAUGCCGCCAAAACCGCAAUCAAAGCCGCCAAACUCGCUGCCCGUGAAGCCGCCCUCCCACCUGGAACCACGCCAAAGCUUCGCCAUGGGGACCUCAAGAAAUUGGGUAAGGGAAAGGGAAAGGGCGCACCCGCAGCGAUACCACAGAUUGAUUUUGAUAACUUGGUUAUUACGACGGCGCCAGAGAGAGCUAAGGAGGCACUCAGUCAUGUUAAGUGGACGGCGUUGUUUAAGAAGCAUCUGGGUGUGUUGGAAAGUCAUGUUAAGGCCCUCGAUCGAGUAGCGCAACAUCUGCGGAGUUAUAUGAGUGGUUUACCUGUUGAGGAGAGGAUUAAGUGGGAGAAAGGCGAGGAGGGGAAUUGGGGGAAGAUUUGUGGAUUAUUGGAUCGCGCGAGGGAUACGCUAUGUAAUGCGCGAGAGGCUUCGCAUGGUUUGGUGAGUUCAUUUUGCGCCUGCGCGGGGUAUAACUGGUUGCGCAUUUACUGAUUUAUUCCACCAGGUUCCGGAACAUCAUUUAAGAGAUAAGAAAGGUCUGGGUGUUACGGGUAUCAACUACGUUCCGCUAUAUCCCCAAGUCGAAGCUCUUCGUGCUGGCCUUACAACGGAUGCUGCUGGUAACGGUGCGAAUGCGAUAGGAGCCACAACCAAUGAGGCAUUUGACAGUGAUGGAGAUAGCGAGAUGGAAGAUGCGCCAGGACUUGAGAGUUUGGACUCGGACUCGAGUUCUUCAUCCAGUGGCGAGAGCGAUGAUGAAGAUAGCCCCGCACCAGAAAAGAAAGUCAAGGAGAAGUCCAACCCAGCCCCCGAGGUCGAGCCAAACCCAUACUUCGUCGUCGACACCGAACCUACACCCGUGAACCUACCAAAGACGGAAGCACCUUCUGUAAAGAAAGGCAAAAAACGCACAUCUGACGAAGACAUCCCGGAGAAGGCUAAAAAAAUCAAGAAAUCCAAAUCAACCGAGUCCCUUUCCAAAGAAACCAAACACAAAGAUAAAUCCGACGAGGACAUCGAAGAGCCCCAGCCCAAGAAAUCCAAGAAAGCAAAAAUCUCAAAAUCCGAAACGGUUGUCGCGGUAAAGGAACCAGAAGUUGAUUUCCACGCCCUCCAAGUACAGUUACAGGCUGAAGUCGAUGUUGGCGAGGCGACGAGGGAUGUUGAGGCACUAGGCGAGGGGGAGAAGGAAUCACGGAAGGAGAAGAAACGACGACGGAGUUCGGAUGGGACGAGUGAGAAAGAGGGGAAGAAACAUAAGAAGGAUAAAUCGGAGGGGAAGAAGAGGAAAGCUUAGGUUUUUAGUACGGAUGAGAAACUCUUUAAUGUUAUGAUGCGAUAGAUAGGUGUGAUGAUACCAUGGAUUUUUUUCUUUCUUGCUGGGCUGGCUGGUUGGGUUUGCUUCGUUUGGUUUUGCGAUUUUACUGUACAUUGCAGGUGUUCAAGAUAUGUAUGUACAAGACAAGGGAAUGAGAAUUGGUCAUCUACUAGUAAUCCC
This is a messenger RNA of Hymenoscyphus albidus, 1600 nucleotides long. The record is from the annotation of a GenBank genome assembly. Lineage: Eukaryota; Fungi; Ascomycota; Leotiomycetes; Helotiales; Helotiaceae.